AUGAAGGAUCCCGAGAUGGCAAAAAACGAUGAGCCGUCAGGCCCGUAUAGGGACUUGGAGCAGCCCACAGACUACCGACCGAUAGAUUGGAAGAAGGUCUUUUUGACGCCCAAAUACAUUCCGUGGCAUAUUCUAUGGAUAGUAAUAACGAUUAUCACCAUUUUGAUCACUGUCUAUCAUGACAAGGUCGUUGAGAUAUUACGUCCGUUUUCCGAGAAGGUCAGAGACAUCCCGGCUGGCUGGAUCAUUCCCGUUGUGAUCCUGGUGAUCAUCUCUUUUCCACCUCUGUUCGGCCAUGAGAUCAUUGGCCUGCUUUGUGGCGUCGUGUACGGUCUAUGGAUUGGCUUCUUGAUUGUCGCAGCGGGCACUUUCAUCGGAGAAGUGGGAACAUGGUUUGCCUUCAGGAAACUCCUUAGAAGUAAAGCAGAAAAGAUGGAGAGAACCAACCUCAACUAUGCCUCUCUGGCUAGAGUCACUAGAGACGGCGGGUUUUGGAUUGUCUUUGUGAUCCGCUUCUCAGUCGUCCCAUCGCAUUUCUCUACCGCCGUCUUUUCGACUUGCGACGUCAAAUUCUGGCAUUUCGCCGUUGCAACAUUUUUAACCCUACCGAAGCAGAUCUUCAUUGUAUACUUGGGUGUCCUGCUUGUCGCUCAGAACGAGGACAACAAGAUAGAGACGAUUGUACUAUGCAUCACGUUUGCGAUUACCGUCGUCAUGGGAGUCUACAUCUGGAUGAAGAUGAAGAAGGCCAAGGCGAUUCUAUUGGCUGAACAAGAGGCCAGGAAGGCGAAUUACAGCAUGGAACGAUUGGGGCAAACCGCGUCCGCAAGUACCACCAACCUGAGACCCAACGCCACUGUCUCCGGCAUGAACGCGAGCCAGGCCUCGAUGUGGACGAGCGAUGACGAUACCAGGCAGGACGUGCCGCUCGGGCACGGAAUAGAGUCGCGACAAGAAGUAGGGGUUGCUCUGGGUUAUCCGUCGGAUUCGAGGCCAGGGGUAGGGCCCUACGAAGCGGUGGAAUCUAGGCCUGGAGUGUCGCGAUACAAUACGACAGAUUCGGUACCGUCGUACAAUACGGUGGACCCGGCAUAUUCGAGUCGGUAUCAGCCAGCGCAGACAAGCCAGGGAGCUGCCACACCGUGGAAGAUGGAGCAGAAGCCGUACUACCAGCGGCCAUCGAGGCAAGAGCCGGCAUCAUAUUUACCAACGGAUCAGGCGCAAACGGGCAGGGAAUGGGUAUAG
Neoarthrinium moseri is the source of this 1245-nucleotide messenger RNA. RefSeq lists its product as uncharacterized. Bases 1 to 1245 code for a protein of 414 amino acids. The record is from RefSeq and is a predicted model, not a curated record. NCBI's taxonomy places the organism in Eukaryota, Fungi, Ascomycota, Sordariomycetes, Amphisphaeriales, Apiosporaceae. The transcript is spliced from 5 exons.